GCGGGCGGGGAAGGGGCGGCCCCGGGGGGCGGCGCCGAAUCGAGCGCUCGGCGCUCACCGGAGGCGCCGCCGCGGUCGCGCCGUGACCCAGCGCGGCAAUGGCCGGCUUCAUCAACUUCGCGGACGAGGAGGAGGUGCGGGCGUACCUGGAGAACCUGCACGUGGAGUACAGCUACCAGUGCUUCAAGGAGAAGGACCCGGACGGCUGCCAGCGCUUCGCCGAUUACCUGGACGCCGUCAGGAAGGACUUCGUGGCGGCGGCGCGGGUGCUGCGCGACAACUGCGAGGUGCACGGGCACAGCGAGAGCUGCUACAAACUGGGGGCUUACCAGGCCCUCGGCAAAGGUGGACUCAGCCCAGAUUUGAAAGCUGCCUACAAAUCCUUCAUCAAGUCGUGUGAGAAAGGUGGGAAGAAGUCAGCAAAUGCGUGUCACAGCGCUGGGCUGCUGGCCCAGGACGGGAGAGCCAACGGUGAUCAGCCUGACCCUGGCGCUGCUAGAGACUAUUACACAAAAGCCUGUGAUGGCAAUUUUGCUCCCAGCUGCUUCAACCUGAGUGCGAUAUACCUGCAGGGAGCUCCUGGGGUCCCCAAGGACAUGAGCAGUGCCUUGAAGUACUCGCUGAAGGGCUGUGAGCUGGGGCACGUGUGGGCUUGUGCCAACGCCAGCCGCAUGUACAAACUGGGAGAUGGCGUUGAGAAGAAUGAUGCCAAGGCAGAGGAGCUGAAAAACAGGGCAAAACAAUUGCAUAAAGAACAGAAAGAAGCUGAAAGUUCUCUAACAUUUGGGGAGUAAAACUGGCAGAUGCAGAUAUUAAGACUGGUUUUUAAAUGGCAAGCGAACUUGUUAUUUAAAUUGUGAGAGUACAGUUUUCAUUUAAAUAAAUAUCCUGUAUUUGGAUAUGCAAAUAAAAUUAUAUUUAUAUGGAUACAACAAAUUACUAUCUCUGCUGUGCAUUUCUAUGUUUUUGAACACACAAGUUCUUGAGUGUGUUUUGCUUAGAUCCUUCUCUUCCCAAGCCAAAAACUUGUGGUCUUUUGGGAGAUUUUCCGUGUGGUUUUGAGCACAAAGGAUUUCUUUUGUGUCCAACACUUCAAUAUCCAGGUUUGUGCUCUGACCAGUUCUAACACACAAAAAUGACAGCUGCAGGUAAUCCCAGCUUGGGCAGUCUGAACGGUUGCAUCUCUCACAAGCAUUUUCAGAACUUUGAUAGCUGCACCCUUGUGUGAGCUGCUCUAAGGCAUGGGUAUUCCUCUGUAAUUCCAUAGGUCUAGGCCAAUUCCUAGCUCCCUUGAUUCCUCCAGCUGCCACCUGGUUUGUGAGUGUGUAUCUGCCUGUCAUAUGUGCCUGGGUGCUUCAGGCUGCUUUCCCAACACAAAAUUGCCCCUUAUUUGAUCCCACACAAAUCAUUUUACCCUCCUGCUAGCUUCUGGAACAUUAUGUUCUAUUUUCUCUAGGUCAGAUUUAGGGAACAAGGUGCUAACUCAUCAGAUCCUGGACUCAAAUCCAUAACCUAUAUAUAUGCAAACUGUAGCUAAACAUACAGAUUCUGAAACAGCUGUUUAAAUAAGCAGGGCAGUGUUUGUAAAUAUAUUUGUGCACUGACAGGAUCCUUUGUAGUUUUGGUGUGUGUAAAUAUAUUGUGAAAUGUAUGUUUUGCUGUAAGUUUACUACUCAGAACCUGAAUCCUCUGGCUCUGGACUUAAUAAAGAUACAAACUUCACUAUUGAAA
Molecule: messenger RNA, 1731 nt
Organism: Zonotrichia albicollis (white-throated sparrow)
Lineage: Eukaryota; Metazoa; Chordata; Aves; Passeriformes; Passerellidae
Gene: COA7
Product: cytochrome c oxidase assembly factor 7
Cellular component (GO): mitochondrial intermembrane space
Molecular function (GO): protein binding
Source: RefSeq, a predicted model, not a curated record